Mollisia scopiformis is the source of this 501-nucleotide messenger RNA. RefSeq lists its product as uncharacterized. The transcript has 2 exons. Bases 1 to 501 code for a protein of 166 amino acids. The record is from RefSeq and is a predicted model, not a curated record. Lineage: Eukaryota; Fungi; Ascomycota; Leotiomycetes; Helotiales; Mollisiaceae.
AUGGAUACUUCAUCAGCUAAUCUAGCAGUCUUGCAAUCACUUCCUGACCCAAAUCUCCAGCUUUACGACCAACACCUUACCGCUACGUGGCUUGGGUCCUUCUCCGAAUUGCCUGCUGAGGUAAGGAUCCGUAUCUGGGAGCUUUCUUUCAGCCGCCGUCAAGUCCAUAUGAUUCCAAAGUCACCCCGCCGAUCCGACCACAUCAGACGAAAACAGCCAUCGAUUGAGACCCUAAGAUGUGCCCGUCAACAACCCGCAGCUUUUUGCGUCAACGCCGAGAGCCGCGCAGUAGCUCUCGAGAACCAUGUCAAAAUUGCUGAUGACGCCAAUGCCCCAAACAGCGGCGCCACAUAUGUCCAUAAAGAGCUCGACCGCUUGGUAAUUUACAUGGGAACAACGUCUUCAAUGUUAACGGAUGAAUACAAUCUUGCUAGCCCCGGCCCUGCACUUCGAGAUCUGCUCCCCAAGUUCAAGAGAGUCGAGCUGGUUUUUGAAAGUUGA